This is a messenger RNA of Spea bombifrons (plains spadefoot toad), 7556 nucleotides long. RefSeq names its product lipoxygenase homology PLAT domains 1 (gene LOXHD1). The record is from RefSeq and is a predicted model, not a curated record. The coding region runs from base 1 to 7497 and encodes 2498 amino acids. NCBI's taxonomy places the organism in Eukaryota, Metazoa, Chordata, Amphibia, Anura, Pelobatidae. Gene Ontology annotation, molecular function: protein binding. The transcript has 46 exons.
AUGCCUACACAGAUCCAGUAUUAUAACUCGUCGCCUUCAGUGACCGGCAUCCUGCAGCCUCCGACAGCACCGGGUCCGUGUGGCCAGAUCAGGCCAAGAGAUGUUUAUCCAAUGGCGACAGUGCCACGGAUCCGACCUGCCACCGGAUUUCAGUUCAGAGACGUAUCUCCACCACGCGGGAAGCCAACCUGGAACGAUUCCCGCAAGUCGGAAGCUCGGAACAAUUCCCUGCGCAGAUACAAAGUCAGCCUGAACCACAGACCGGUGGAAUCUGUCCUGAGCAAAAGAGCGCCGUUUGCAUCCCGCACUUUCAGUGCCAGUUCGGGGGGCCAUCGCUAUAGGAACGGACACACGGACACCCUCUCGUUUUAUAACCCGAUGAAUGAUCCCCACCUGUACGACUACUACGCCAAGAAAUUCGGAUUAGAGGUCAACCCGCGGCCCCCCACGGCGAAGCGUUCGCAGAGCGCCCCAACCAACCGGACCGGCCUUCGCCCGGCGUCUGCGGCUGCCAAGAAAGUACUUUACAAAGUAGUGGUGAAAACCGGAGAGAAGAAGCGCGCGGGAACUGAUGCGCGGGUCUUCAUACAGAUGAAAGGAACCAAAGGAAAAAUUAAUAAGACCCAUCUAUAUAAAGAUCCCAAAUCUGGCACAUUGGACAAGAAUUCCACGUUUACGUUCAGUAAAGGAUCCACCCACGCUUUCAAAGUGUACGGCCCGGAGAUCGGCGACGUCAGGAACAUCACGCUAGAACACGAUGGGUUGGAGGAACGGCAGGCGUGGUACGUGGAAGAGAUUUAUGUAACUAACGUGAAGCGGGAUAAGACGUGGCACUUCCCGUGCCGGAGGUGGUUCUCUUUGUACCACACAGACUGCCAGAUCAGCCGGACGUUAACGCCGGGCAGUAAAAGUGGCCACAACCAGCUGGAUGGAAAAAAGGGGGACCACACCGUAUAUGAGGUGGUCACCAUAACGGGGGAUGUCCGGGGGGCCGGUACCGACGCCAAUGUAUUCGUCACCCUGUUUGGAGAAUUCGGGAUUACUCCGAAGAUUCACCUCACCAGCAAGAGUAGAACGGCUUUCGAGAGGUCAAAAACAGACGUGUUCCGCGUCAAAACAAACAACGUCGGGCCGCUGAAAAAAAUAAGAAUCGAGCACGAUAACACGGGAAUGAACGCCGGCUGGUACCUCGACCGAGCCAUCGUAACCGACAUGAACAGACCUCACCUUCGCUUCUACUUCCCGUGCAACAACUGGCUGAGCAAAGAGGAUGGAGACGGACUUUAUGUCCGGGACCUCCUGGGGAGCCUCAAUCCCAUGGACGUGCCUAAAAUGAAUAAAUAUAUUGCCCGGGUAUUUACCGGCUCAGGCAAUGGGAGUGGGACCGAUGCCGAUGUCUUCCUUAACAUCUUUGGAGAGAAUGGAGAUACAGGGGAGAGGAGGCUGGACAAUGAUAAAAACAACUUUGAGAAAGGAGCGGAAGACAAAUUCACCAUCGAUUCCCCGAACAUGGGAAAACUCAGGAAGAUCACGAUCGGACAUAACAAUAAAGGAGGCUCCGCCGGCUGGUUCCUGGACAAGGUUAUUAUUGAAGAUAUUGGGAAUAAAUCGGUUUAUGAAUUCCCCUGCGGCCGCUGGCUUGCUAUUGAUGAAGACGAUGGAAAAAUUCAGAGAGACAUCUUGGUGGGCGGCAGCGAGGCGACCGGCAUCGUUUAUAACGUCUCCAUAAUGACGGGCGAUAUCAGAGGAGCCGGAACCAACUCCAAGGUCCAUGUGAUUCUUCACGGAUCCAAAGGUGUAAAGAACAGCGGGAAGAUCUUUCUGGAAGGAGGAGAGUUUGAGCGCGGCAGGAUCGACAUCUUUAACAUCGAGAUCGCGGCAUUACUCAGUCCUCUGAGCAGAGUCACUGUCGGUCAUGACGGACGAGGCGUCAGCUCGGGCUGGUACUGCGAGAAGGUGGUAGUCUACUGCCCAUUCACCGGCAUCGAGCAGACGUUCCCCUGCGGGAAAUGGCUCGACGAAGAUGAAGGAGAUGGUUUGAUAGAGCGCGAGCUCUACGAAAUGGUGUCCCUGCGCCAGAAGAGGCAGAAAAAACAUCCGUGGUCUCUUUGGAUAUGGACGAGCGACAUUAAAAAUGCCGGCACAGACGCCAAUAUCCUCCUCCAGAUCUACGGAGAGAAGGGAAAAUCCGAUGAAAUGAAACUGGACAACAACUCGGACAACUUCGAAACGGGGCAGAUCGACAAGUUUAUGAUCGAACUCCCUGAUUUGGGAAUAUUAUAUAAACUCAGAAUUUGGCACGAGAAGAGGAAUGCUUUCGCUGGUUGGCAUUUAAACAAGGUGACGCUCCUAAAAACAUUGACUAAGGAGAAAUACACCUUCAAAUGUGGACGUUGGUUGGAUCUCAAUGAAGAUGACAAUGAAAUAUUAAGGGAGCUUCCGGCGGAUGGACCAUUGGUGGCCGAUGUCUUGCCAGUGGUAAAGUAUCGAGUGACGGUUCACACGGGGAAGGUGAGUGGAAGCGGGACGGACGCCAACGUGUUCAUCUGCCUCUUCGGAGAUCUCGGUGACACAGGAGAGCGUUUCCUCAUCGACUGCAAGAACAACAUGAAUAAGUUUGAAAAAGGCAACGCCGACGAGUUCAUCAUCGAAGCUGUGACUCUUAAGCAAGUGAGAAGGGUACGCAUAGGACAUGAUGGGAAAGGAGGAGGCUGUGGCUGGUAUCUCGAAAAGGUUGUGGUCCGAGAGGAAGGGAAACCAGAGACAGAGGCCGUGGAGUUUCCGUGCAACAGGUGGUUUGACCGGAAUGAGGAUGACGGGCACAUUAUUCGAGAACUGGUACCUGUCGGUGACUCCCAGAUGCUGAGAAGCAUCAGCUACCACUUCCAGAUUAAAACCGGCGAUGUCAGCGGAGCCAGCUCCGAUUCCCGUGUCUUCGUCAAGCUUUAUGGAGAGAAAGGGGAUACUAACAAGCAGUUCCUUCUGGUCUCCGAUAACGAUCUUGGAGAUAACUUUGAGAGAGGGCGAGUGGAUAACUUCACCAUCAAUACCAUUGAUAUCGGGAAGAUCAAUAAGCUUUUGAUCGGCCAUGAUAACGUAGGGAUACGAGCCGGCUGGUUUCUGGCGAAUGUGGUUGUCCAAGUUCCGGCCCAUGGCAAGCAGUACAUGUUCCCGUGUAACCGCUGGCUCUGCAAGGAUGAAUGCGAUGGCAAAGUGGAGGUGGAAGUCUACGCCAGCGAGGUUAAAGACAUUGAGAAGCUGGUUAAUUACGAGGUCCUCGUAACUACCGGCAACGUCCGUGGAGCCGGUACCAACGCUAACGUGUUCAUGCAGCUGUACGGCGACGGCGGGAAAACCGAGGAGACCUUCUUGAGAAGCCGGUCAAAUGACUUUGAAAGAGGAGCAGUUGACGUAUUUAAGGUAGAGGCAGCCGACGUCGGCAAGAUUCUGAAACUUAGAAUCGGACACGACGGUAAAGGGUUUGGCGACGGCUGGUACCUAGAGUCGGUGGAGAUCAAGAGACUCGGGGUGCAAAUGGUUCCUGUGGUGGACAAGACAGAGAAGAAGAAAGGCAAAGACAAAAAGAAGAAGAAAUCCAGCAGAGAAGAGGAAGAAGAGCUAAAACCCAUGGAAGUGGUGGAGUCGUACAAGUUUGAGUGCAAGCGCUGGCUGGCACGCGGAGAAGGGGAUGGAGAGCUGGUGGUGGAGCUUCUUCCUCAGGAAACGUCUGGCCUUGAAGAGAACAUGUAUGAGCUUCACGUGUUCACCGGCAACGUCUGGGGAGCUGGGACCGAUGCCAACGUGUUUGUUACCAUCUAUGGUGAGAUCGGUGAUACCGGUGAACGCCAGCUGAAAAAGGCAAACCAUCUAAACAAGUUUGAGAAAGGACAGGAAGACAUAUUUACCGUAUGUGCCGUAGAUUUGGGGGAACUGAAAAAGCUGAGAAUCCGGCAUGAUAAUUCCGGGAGCAACGCCGGCUGGUUCCUCGAUAGGGUCGAGAUCGUGGACAAGAAGGAUGACGCAAAGUACUUUUUCCCGUGCCAGAGGUGGCUGGCCGUCGACGAGGAUGACGGUCAGAUUUCCAGGCAGUUGGUGCCAGUGAAUGAAGCUUUUAUGAAGAAGGAUGAGGACGGAGAAGAACAAUCUCUUGCUACACUGGGCUUAGAGCAGAAAGCCAAAUCAACAACAUACACCGUGAGAGUAAAGACUGGGGAUAAGAAGAAUGCUGGAACAGAUGCCAAUAUAUUCAUCAUUCUUUAUGGAGAGAAGGAUGACACUGGGUUUAUGAAUCUUAAGGCCUCCAAAACAAACAAGAAUAAGUUUGAGCGAGGCCAGAUCGACGUGUUCACCGUGGAGGCCGUGGACAUCGGUCCGCUCGCCAAAUUAAAAAUUGGACACGAUAACAAAGGGAGCUCGGCCGGUUGGUUCUUGGACUGGGUAGAAAUCGACGCUCCUUCGCUCGGCCAACGGAUGAAAUUCCCUUGUGGUCGCUGGUUGGAUAAGACCGAAGAUGAUGGCGCGAUCGAGAGAUACCUUUUUCCUUCUGACUUACAGACUGAGCAAUAUGUCCCAUUUGUGCCGUAUGAGAUCACCGUUUACACCAGUGACGUAUUCGGAGCCGGGACGGACGCCGAUGUUUUCAUCGUCCUGUACGGCAGGGAUGGAGUGUGCACUCAGCAGAAGUCCCUGUGCGUCAACAAGAGGGAGAGACGCAUGUAUUUUGAGAGGAACUCGGUGGACCAGUUCAUCGUGGAGCUAGAGGACAUCGGAGACGUGAUUGAGAAAAUCCGCAUCGGGCACAAUGACAAAGGUCUCAACUCAGGGUGGCAUUUGGACAGAGUGGAGAUCAGAAGACUGCUCCCUAAUGGAAAGGGAUCACAGACGGUCACCUUCCCGUGCGAACGAUGGCUGGCCAAAUCGGAGGAGGACGGGGAAACCGUCAGGGAGCUGGUGCCGUCGGACAUCUUCACCGAAAAGCUCAUGAAAGACGGGACCUUGAAGCAAAUUGAUAUGGAGGUGGAGGACCCCUUGGAAACGCACACGUACAGCGUGUCGGUAUUCACCGGUGACAUCUACGGGGCCGGGACGGACGCCAACGUCUUCCUCACCGUCUACGGAGAUUUGGGGGAUACCGGGGAGAGGAAGCUCAGCAAGUCCGAGACUAAUUCCAACAAGUUUGAGAGAGGACAGGUGGAUAAGUUCACGAUAGAGGCCGUCGAUCUGGGCACCAUUUUCAAGAUUAAGAUCCGGCACGAUAACGCGAUGCUGAACCCCGACUGGUACCUGGAGAGAGUGGAGAUCUUAAACGAAAGCACGGAGGAGACCUAUUUAUUCGUCUGCGAGCGCUGGCUCUCCACCAAGAAAGAAGACAAGAGAAUCGAAAGGAUCCUUUACGAGAAGGAUUAUGAUGGAGAACGAACCAGCCUGGGCAGUUCAUCAAAAAGUCAUUGGGGAUCGUCCCUCAGCCUCAGGAGCCAAGACAACAACGCCAACGUCAAGGGCCGAAACAGUGUAGACGGCUCUCUGCAGGAAGGACAAAUGAUCCCUUAUCACAUCACCAUCACCACUGGCCAGGACCGAGACGGAGGCACGGACAGCCGGGCCUACGUCAUCAUCAUGGGAGCGCAGAAAACGAAAACAGAGAGGCUUUGGCUGGAUCUCCCGAAAGAGAAGAAAGGUUUUGCGCCGGGCUCCGUGGAGAAGUUCUCGGUGGUGGGACUCGACGUGGGCGAGAUCAAAAGAAUGGAGCUGGGUCAUGAUGGGUCAACUCCAGAGAGCUGUUGGCUAGUGGAAGAAAUACAGCUUAACGUCCCUACCAAAGGAGUCAUGUAUACCUUUGUAUGCAAAUGUUGGUUUGCCAAAGACAGAGGAGAUGGUUUGACUGCACGCGUCUUCAAUAUGCUGGAUGCAAAUGCCAUUACGAUUGGCCAUAAGAUUCUGUACGAGGUCACCGUUGUCACCGGUGAUGUUCCGAAUGGUGGAACCGAUGCCAAUAUUUAUAUGACGUGCUUUGGAGCCAGCGGGAGCUCGGAGGAAAUGAUUCUGCCAAAAUGCGGAGACAGGUUUGAGAGAGGCCAACGAGACACUUUUGUCAUGGAGAUCGCAGAUAUCGCACCCCUGAAGAAGAUGAGGAUACGUAUCGAUGGGAAGGGCAGCCGUCCUGAAUGGUUUCUUGAAAAGAUCGUUCUGAAGAACACGGUGACCGAGGAGGACACAACCUUUACGUACGGAGACUGGCUGUCAAAGACCAAAGGUGAGAAGAAGGCAUUGUCCUGUGAAAUGGCUGCUGUGGUGGACGACGAAGAGAUGGUGGACACCACUACGUACAUCAUCAAUGUCAGGACCAGCGAUGUUACAGGCGCUGGUACGGAUGCCAACGUGUUCUUGGUCGUUUUUGGAGAGAAUGGGGACUCGGGAACGCUGGCACUGAAGCAAUCAAAUAAUUCCAACAAGUUUGAAAGAAAUCAGAUGGAUGUUUUCAGGUUCCCUGAUAUGCUGAGCCUUGGAGACCUCUGCAAAGUCCGUGUCUGGCACGAUAACUCGGGUAUCGGCCCCGGCUGGCACUUGGAAUUUAUAGAAGUAAAGGAUGAAACGAUGAAUAAGACGUUCCGGUUCCAAUGCGACCGCUGGCUGGCAAAGAAUGCAGACGAUAAGCAGAUCAUAAGAGAGCUUGCUUGUGCCAAUAACGAUAUACUGGAUCUAAAAGAACGUACAUCGUAUGAAAUUGUGACGGUGACAAGUGACCGAGACGAUGCAGAAACCAAGGAAAACGUCUGGAUCAUCUUAGAGGGGAAGAAAGGCAGGUCCAAAGAGUUUCUGCUGGAAAACUCAUCCAAAAAGAGAAGAUUUGCACGGAACGCGACAGACGUCUUUAAAUUUUCCUCGAAGAACAUUGGCGACGUUGCUGCCAUUUGUGUUGGCCUUUGUCCUAAAGACGGAAGGAAAUUCUCCCCCAAACCAGAUCUGUAUUGGCAUGUGAAAGAGAUCACCGUCACGGAGACUGAACUUGGGAACCAAUAUAUUUUUCACUGCAAUGCCAAGAUCCCGCUCCGUAACAAGAGAGAUGAUUACAAAGUCUUCGAGUGUGCCAAGACCAUAGAGAGCUUUGCCAGCCGUGCCCGUAGCCUGGUUCCCGUCAAAUACGAGGUCAUCGUUGUCACCGGUUUCGAGAAGGGAGCGGGAACAGAUGCCAACGUCUUCCUCACCAUGUACGGCUCCAACGGGGACUCGGGGCAGCACUCUCUAAAGCAGAAGAUGCGCAAUCUGUUUGAGCGCGGGAAGACCAACCGGUUUUACAUCGAGACCUUGGACUUGGGAGAGCUGAAAAAAGUGCGAGUGGAACACGAUAACAGCGGCAUCAAUCCCGGCUGGCUCCUGGAGAGGGUUGAGGUCACCAAUUCCGCCACGGGCGUCACUACCAUAUUCCCCUGUGGCAAGUGGCUGGACAAGAAGAGAGGAGAUGGCCAGAUCUGGAGAGAAUUGUUUCCAAGAUACUAAUGCGUGUUCAUUGACAACCAACGCAAUGAGGUUAAUUAACCCCUUAAUGACAAAGCCCG